AUGUGGGAGUCUGGUGGACAGUCCUCCUACUGUGCUCUGUUGAUGACUCUCAUAGCCCCCCCCGUCCUGGCCCACUCUUGGCUCCUGUCUCAGCUGUCUGCCCCUGUCCUGGCCCCUUCUCUGGGAGGAUGGUGUGGAGUGCUCCUAGGCCUGGCAAAAGGGGAGGGAACCAUGAACAGUCCGGUGGAAACAGAGGACGACAAAUACAGUCCAAUACAUCUCACUGGGCUCGGAAUAUGUUGCCCCCUCAGUCCCAAACAGCACCACGAUGGGCCUGGUCUGGAGAGCCCACAGCAGUACACCAAAUGGCUCCCCAGCCGCCACGAGGCCAGCCUGCUGCCCAUGAGAGAGGACCUGGCUCUCUGGCUCAACAUAUUUCUAGACUCUGGGGUUACGGCUGACAGCCUGAUGGACAGGCUGGAUAAUGGGGUUCUGCUGUGCCAGCUGGCCGAGGAGCUACAGGAGAGGAUGAUCCAAGGCAGCAAUGGCAAGCCCUUCGUCCGCAGGGUGAUUCAUUGGCGAGCUGAUGCUACUUCUGGCUCUUUCUUUGCUCGGGACAACGCUGCCAACUUCCUCUACUGGUGUCGGAAGAUUGGUGUGGAUGAGACUUACCUGUUUGAGUCUGAAGGUUUGGUGCUCCACAAACAGCCUCGGGAGGUGUGUCUCUGUCUUAUGGAGCUGGGAAGGAUUGCAGCCAGCUAUGGUGUGGAGCCCCCAGGGUUGGUGAAGCUGGAGAGAGAGAUAGAGAGGGAGGAGGCAGCAUCCCAACCCUCACCCUCUCCCUCACCUAAGCCCAAGGCGCGUCGUCCAAGCAAAGCAUCUGCUAAGAAGACGCCAAGCACAUGCGACAUGUUGGAUGACAUUGUGAGAAACAUUAUCGAGGACCCGCCAUGCAGCUGCCCCACUAAGUUCUCUGUGGAGAAGCAUCCUAAAGGACGCUACCGUGUCGGGGAGAAGGUCCUCUACGUACGAAUGCUAAAUGAGCGUCAUGUGAUGGUGCGCAUCGGGGGAGGCUGGGAGACCUUGGGAUGUUACCUGCUGAAGCAUGACCCCUGCCGGAUUCCACCAGUCACCCCGGUCAGGACCUGUUGGGCCAAAGGCAAGUCCCCCAACAUGAAGGACUUCUCACCACUGUCACCAGACAGCUACAUGGUGGUGGGGGCACACUACCGUGCCAAGAAAUAA
This is a messenger RNA of Salvelinus namaycush (lake trout), 1185 nucleotides long. Its product is annotated as growth arrest-specific protein 2-like. The transcript is spliced from 9 exons. Gene Ontology annotation, cellular component: actin filament. NCBI's taxonomy places the organism in Eukaryota, Metazoa, Chordata, Actinopteri, Salmoniformes, Salmonidae. Gene Ontology annotation, molecular function: actin filament binding; cytoskeletal adaptor activity; microtubule binding. The record is from RefSeq and is a predicted model, not a curated record. Gene Ontology annotation, biological process: actin crosslink formation. The coding region runs from base 1 to 1185 and encodes 394 amino acids.